CAUAGAUAAGUUUAUCUAUUUGCUUACAGGUCACAUCUGAAUUUGUACAAAUUCUACAUUUAUAAAUAAAAGGUCACCGGCCGUAUAUGACUGGUUUGAAAUAUGGGGAAAUAUAUGGUAACGUUGUUUGUUGUAUGCUCAGUUAUUAUUGCAUGUAAAGCAUGUACUUCCGGUUGGGAGUCGUAUGACAGAUCAUGUUACAAAUACUUUGCUGACAGAAAGAACUGGUCUGAUGCAAAGAGGUAUUGCGAAACACAAGGAGCACAUUUAGCGAUAGUUCUGAGCAAUGAAGAAAAUGUAUUUUUAAAAGCACUACUAAGGAGGUCACAUAUAGGAUCAUCCGAUCAGGUUUGGAUGGACGGGGAUGACUUGAAGUCAGAACACAAUUUUGUCUGGGAGAAUACUGGUCAAGGGUUUGAAAUAACCGACUGGGGCCCCAACGAGCCUAACCAGAGUGGGGGUAAUGAGGACUGUCUUUCAUUUUUCGCUUUAUAUGACUUCAAGUGGAAUGACGAACACUGUGACAGUGCCUUCGGCUUCCUAUGCGAAAAGGAAGCUGUUGGUACCGGGGGAGUUAUCGGUUAGAAUUGGCUAUAGCAUGCUAUGAAGUAAUAUGCCAAAUAAAGAUUAUGAUGCUA
Mercenaria mercenaria is the source of this 638-nucleotide messenger RNA. RefSeq names its product lectin-like. Lineage: Eukaryota; Metazoa; Mollusca; Bivalvia; Venerida; Veneridae. The coding region runs from base 103 to 585 and encodes 160 amino acids. The transcript is spliced from 6 exons. The record is from RefSeq and is a predicted model, not a curated record.